AUGGGAAACUUUGUCAGCUAAAAAUUCUCACAUCACUACACCAAAAUCACUAGAUCUACUUCAUCGAGUGACAAACUUGCCUUUUACAGAUACAGAUAGAUCUCUAUGAUAAUGGAUCACAUGAAAUAAUCCUAAGCUAACGCAAAUUUAAGAUUGAUAUUAGGGGAUAGCCCAUUGGUUGAAUAGCUGCCAAUUUUCAGCUUAACCCAUUAGAUUGCCAAAAUGAUGCAAAAUAUUAAGAGACAACCAGUCCAUUAUUUACUCUGCCUUUAGAUACUUAAUAAAAGAAUAAGUGACCUCCUGUAUGAUCAUAAAUUUCAUGUACAGCAAGCCUAGACUACCCAACAUGAAGAGAUAAACUAUAUGGGAAGGAAUAUUUUAUGCUUCUGA
Stylonychia lemnae is the source of this 390-nucleotide messenger RNA. The record is from the annotation of a GenBank genome assembly. NCBI's taxonomy places the organism in Eukaryota, Ciliophora, Spirotrichea, Sporadotrichida, Oxytrichidae.